GGUUUCUCCACCUUACGGAUUUAAAUUCAACCGUUCAUUUGGCGAGGUGCGUCGUUUUCCGCAGCGAAUUUUUGUGAAUUUCUACGUUAAGCUACGACUGCGUACCGUUUUCGAGGCUUUGCCCAGGAGGACCCGAGACAAAAAUCAAUAAUUUCGGCAGACCAACACAUUUCGCUAGUGUCGUGGAAUUUCAGCCUCCGGGCGCAAGCGCUGUCUGUCUACAACCGCCAGCACACCAGCAACGACAAAAUGACUUCCACCGAGCUGAAAAUUGGACUGACCAGCAGCGCACGUCCCUCUAGCCGCGUCCUGAAGCCCCCGGGUGGCGGUCACACCAACAUCUUCUCGGAGCCCGAGGUGGCCGUUAAUGCGCCGCGCGCCAAAUACAAUCAACAAAAUUCCUCGAAUCUCAACGCCUGCAUGGGCUCCACUGACCCCAACAAGGUGGUGGAGAAGCUGCGCGAAGAGGUGACCACACAGAAGGAGGAAGCCAAGUCGGCUGCGCCCAGUCAGGCCAAGUCAGAGGCGGCAAGCAAGCCGGCGGCUGCCACGAACGGAGAGGCACGCGGCCGUGUCCCACCUGGUGGAUAUUCCUCGGGCGGAUUCUGGUAGACUGUCGGAGGAAGAGGAGCAGUGGCAGCUGCCAAGCAUUUAAUGACUCACCAACACAUCCUCAGCCCAACAUAAACCUAUAAAUAUAACUCGCUUAUAACAUAACAUAUACACAUACAUAUAUUUAGAGUCGCAUUAUCUAUAUUCAUACGCAGAUCUUCUCGAGAAAGGAAACUCCAUUUGGUUUUCCCUGUUCUUCCUCAUCUCUUUUGUCCCUAAACGUAGAAUGUUUAACACGUCUAACGCAAUUGUUGAAAAAUUUAACAUUAACUUGUGAUUCCGCCCCAUGAAGAUUCUGGAUUGACUAUUUGCUAAACUUCUACCACCCACCACCGACUACUACCGCAGUCCAAUUUAGCAUUUGUACUUAAAGUGUGUCCAAUUGAAACUUCUAAAUAGUCUGUAAACUUUGUCCAACAUGACCUCCUCUUUUAUAACAACCAUCUAUGUAUUAUUCAAAAAUAAAAGAUUUAAUAAUUAA
Molecule: messenger RNA, 1093 nt
Organism: Drosophila kikkawai
Lineage: Eukaryota; Metazoa; Arthropoda; Insecta; Diptera; Drosophilidae
Cellular component (GO): nucleus
Source: RefSeq, a predicted model, not a curated record